CUCACGCCCUCUCUCCCGCCGCCGGCGCCCGCAGCCCCUCGCCGGACUUUGCUUCCACUCCUCCAUCUCUCCUCGGCGCUGCCCGUCGCCCCCGCCCUGCCCGCCGCGUCCGGCCGUGCCGGGGCAGCCCGGGGCAGGGGCGGACGGGGCUAUGAGCCGGGCGCUGGCGGCACGGAGCCGAGCAGCACCAGCAGCGGCAGCGGCGGCCGCGGCGUAGGGCUCCUUUCCCGGGCGGGACCGGGACUGUCCCGCGGCGCCCGGCGGCUCCUCGGGGAGCGGGGAGAGCCCCGGGGCCGGAGCAGGGGUGUCUCCCCCGGAGCCAGGGGAGUGGGAGUAGCGGCCGGCGGGACGGGGGGAUCUCCCCCCGAUGUGUGACAUGAUCGACUCGCAGUCCGCCGAGAAGAUCAGCAGGAUGAAAAAGUUGCGGAGAACUUUAUCGGAGAGCUUCGGCCGAAUAGCCUUGAAGAAGGAAGAUAGCAGCUUUGAUGAGAUAUGUGUCACAAAGAUGUCUACACGGAACUGCCAGGGAAUGGAUUCAGUGAUCAAACCUCUGGAUACAAUUCCUGAGGAUAAAAAAGUUCGGGUUCAGAGGACACAGAGUAGUUUCGAUCCAUUUGAGAAACCAACUAAUCAAGUGAAGAGGGUUCAUUCAGAGAACAACGCUUGCAUUAACUUCAAAACUUCAUCUGCAGGGAAGGAAUCACCUAAAGUCAGGCGGCACUCCAGCCCCAGCUCUCCUACGAGCCCUAAGUUUGGAAAAGCAGACUCAUAUGAAAAACUGGAAAAACUAGGGGAAGGGUCCUAUGCUACAGUAUACAAAGGAAAAAGCAAGGUAAAUGGAAAGCUGGUGGCACUGAAGGUGAUUAGGUUACAAGAAGAGGAAGGAACCCCAUUUACUGCAAUCAGGGAAGCUUCUCUUUUGAAAGGAUUGAAACAUGCAAACAUUGUGCUGCUUCAUGAUAUCAUUCACACCAAGGAGACCUUGACACUUGUGUUUGAAUAUGUGCACACUGAUUUAUGUCAGUACAUGGACAAACACCCUGGAGGGCUUCAUCCAGAGAAUGUGAAGUUAUUUUUAUUUCAGUUGCUGCGAGGACUGUCUUACAUCCACCAGCGUUACAUUUUGCACAGGGACCUGAAACCACAGAAUCUUCUGAUCAGUGACACGGGGGAGUUAAAGCUGGCAGACUUUGGUCUUGCAAGAGCUAAAUCAGUUCCUAGUCAUACGUAUUCCAAUGAAGUGGUAACCCUAUGGUACAGGCCUCCAGAUGUCCUUCUGGGAUCAACAGAAUAUUCCACCUGCCUUGACAUGUGGGGAGUGGGUUGUAUCUUUGUAGAAAUGAUUCAAGGGGUCGCUGCUUUUCCAGGAAUGAAAGACAUUCAAGAUCAACUUGAAAGAAUAUUUCUGGUUCAACAGGGGUCCUUGACUACUGCUUCUGCAGCCUGGUUAGGGCCUUCAUGUGGGUUGCUCAUCAAAGGCACUGAUGACACAUCUACAUUGGGAGUGAAAGAAAAGGUGCUUGGAACACCAAAUGAAGAUACGUGGCCUGGAGUCCACUCUUUACCCCAUUUCAAACCAGAACGGUUUACACAGUAUGGCCCUAAAAAUCUUAGACAAGCAUGGAAUAAGUUGAGCUGUGUGAACCAUGCAGAAGAUCUAGCCUCCAAACUACUCCAGUGUUUCCCAAAGAACAGAUUGUCAGCACAGGCAGCUCUGAGCCAUGAGUACUUCAGUGAUCUGCCCCCACGGCUAUGGGAGUUAACUGACAUGUCUUCUAUUUUUACUGUACCGAAUGUAAGACUACAGCCAGAGACUGGAGAAAGCAUGAGAGCCUUUGGAAAAAACAAUAGUUAUGGCAAAGGUCUAUCAAACAGCAAACAUUGAAGAAUACCUAUGUUCACAACUGAUAAUGCAGGAUUAAAUUUACCAGGUUGGAGGAGGGAAACAAAAACCUAAUGAGGAGGCUGACACCAGGAAGGAACCACGGCCUGUUUCCUUUCUUUCUCUAUGGUGGAUUUCAUUCAAAAGAAAAUUGAAGCUGGCAAGACCCUGUUUUUCCCUGCAAUUUAUUUAAAACCUUGCACGCAUUUGGAUACCUUGUGAUUUCAGAGAACUAUGUGAAGAUUAAGCUUUUGCUUACUGAUACAUGGCAUGUACUCUUUCAGUCUUUUGUGUUUGAUUUUGUUUGAUUUUCCACUGCAGCGCUGCAUCUUUGUAAGGAUUUUUAUGCUUUCACCAGCAAUGUCUUAAAUACUUUCAGUCAACACAUUUAGUGUUCACACUUUUUCAGUAACAACUGUACAAAAAGAGCCAACAGUGGCAUAAAGGACUGUGUGUUUUCUUUGAGGGUUGUGCAUAGUGUGCAACCAACGGGAAGACUAUUUCUUCCCAAGGCAAACCCAACUUGUCUGAUAGGCUGAAAAUUACAGCACCUUGCCACUCUUCCUCAAGUGUUGUUGGGUUCUUUCUUUUUUCAUUAUCCCCUCAGACCAUUCAUAUCCAUUUAAAAACAUGGCAAUAAUUGCAUGUUUACUUCAGUACUCUAUAAAUUUGGUUACUAUGCUUAGGCUAUGUAGCAUGCCAGUUUUCAAAAUAGGCCUGUGAGAAGGACAAAGCAAAAAUUAUGAGACAUAUGCAGCUGACAGAUAUACAGUGAAUUCCUUAUGGUUUUACUCCCUUCAAGAAUAUAUCUUUCUUUUAUGGGUCUUGGCUAACAUCUCUAUGUUUUUCCUCACACUAGUUACCUUUUGGAGUAUUUUCUUGAAAACAGAGAUGAUGAAAAUGUUCUGGUUAAUUCAAGGCAGAUACUGAGGUACAGAAAUACUGAGGUACAGAAAAACUUCAACUGAAUGAGCCAUUAAAUCUAGCUGUGUUACUUUGACACGUACAAAGCAAGGUGGAGAAUUCUCCUCAUCCCAGACUGUUUGCUGUUCCACACCAAAGCACCUUUCAAGUUAUUUUCCAUAGGUAUUCUGAGCUGGCUGGAAGGCACUACAUGAUCCUUAGUCUUUAGAUAACUUUUCUGAAUGAAUCAUUCAAAUGCAAACUUUGCAAGAAAUUAAGUUGUGUGUGUGAUUUUAGAAAAGGAAGCCCCUGCUACAUUUUGGCUGGGGAGAGCAUUGUGUUCAGGGGUGUGAAAAAACCGCCCUGACUGUUUACAAUGCUUUGCAUUCAGAGACGGCAGGGUAUGGUGCAAAAAUCACUGCUGAGUUAUAGUCCUGCUCGAACAGAAACACUUGCUAGGCAAUAUUAUUCUACACAUAAUUUUCACAUCCUUUGCUUGCUGGAUGCAUUGAAUUACAUUUUAAGGAAGUCUGGUAACGCUUUGGUUAGCUUUCAGUGUUUAAAAGAAGGGGGAAAGGAUUUGUGCUACUGCCAUCUUAUUAAACUCCAGCAGUGUUUAAUAAGAAAAAGACACCCAAUAAGGCAAAUCCUUGAAUGAACAAGUAGCUACAAAAGGUCUCUUAAUGACCUAGGACAGGAGUCUACACUUUCAAAGAACUGAACCGUGGAAAUAUUCUCAAUAUUUGCACAGCCAUUAAAAGACAGUUUUCCCCAAUGACAUCUCUGUUUCAGGAUCUGCUAAAAGCCAUCUGAAAGCCACUUUCAGUCACAAUCCUAUUUAGAACUUACUACAAUUUUUCCCCUGUGUUUAUUGGGGAAAAAGUGACCACUGAACUUUUGAAUUUAUCACACACUGAAACUGCCUUAGAUGUGGUUUGUUUGGGUUUCAUGUUUCUUUUUUUUUUUUUUUGUAAGAGAAAAGUCUUUUAUACAUUAUCUUUGCUACUUAAAUUGUGUGCAGUUUGAUGAUUAAAAUUAGCUAUUUUUAGAAAAAAAAACUUGCUGCAAAAGCUGAAGAAUUUUUGAAAAUGUAACAAAGAUUUUGAUUAGGAAUAUAAGGGUAGUUUCAUAGAUGCUUCUACUUGACAGCUUAAAUUUGAAGGCAAGCAAUUACACUGCUCAACUAACCAUCUGAAGGUUUAAUAUAGAAGAGUAAUUCCCCAACUGUUCCCACUAGCCUAGCACAUUACUAUCCAUAGUGACUCACAUACAGUGUUUGCUUGUAUGUGUGUGCAUGUGUGUGAACACACGUGCACCUGAGAGCAUCCUCUCUGCCCCAUUCCCACUUUUAAGCAACCACUGAAAUAAAGUUGGUCCAAAAAUUUUCAGUUAAUUGCCUGAAGGAAAGUUCAUAAAUAUCUGGGUUUCUAAAUAGCAACUUAAUCUUCAGCAGUAAUGAAGUUAUCUCACCUAGUGAUCAUUAAGGAGUGACCAGGGUCUCUUAACUUCUGCACCUGCUUUCUGGGCACCCCAAUUCCCUGUGGUGACUUGGUUUUGCUGCUCUCCCAUGGAGGCUCUGGGCCCUGGGGAUGUUCUCCCACCACCAAGGCGACCUAGGCUAAGCAGGAUGGUGCUUUUCACAUGAGCACUGCAAAUUAAUCUUCUGGAACAUGAAAUCUGCUGGGAAAUACCAAGGUUUUUUGAGAUAGUAGAAGUUCCUUUGCCCAGGGAAUUGACAGUUGACAAUACAGCCUUAUUUCCCUCUUCCCCCUUCCAGCAGAGCCCUGACCUGCAUGGUUAGCCCAAUGGACACCCAUCAGUAAGGACCCCCAGACAGCUGCCCACCUCUCCAGCUGUUUUCACCACAGCUCUUCUCAGUGUUGCAGAAUGGACUGCUUAAACCCUAUCAAUGCUCUUGAGACAGCUUCAGCAAAUAUCAGUAGUGCUUCUCUCUUUUUCUCUCAUCCUUCUGAAAUCAGUUCCCCAAAGAAUAUUCAAAGAGACAAGAAGUACCCCAGCCUUCCAGAUGUGCUGUGGGUGCCUGGAAUGUGAUGUUUCACAUUGUCAACACUCAAAAGCUGGCUUCAGUGACCAGUAGUCUCUGGGGCACAGCCCUGGAGAAACCGUGGGACUUGCUCAGUCAGUAGCAAGCAGCAGCUUCACUUGUAUUUUCCUACCACUUGGUUAAGACCCAGUAGGUCUUUCCUGGUGAUACUCGAGAGGAUGUGACUUUGCUGUGAGAUAGGAGAGCAGCAACAGGGCAGCAGGUAUAGCAGGCAGAUAGAAGCAGGGAGGGCAUGUUCUAACUCUCUAUGGGAUCUAAUAUUAAGUGAAUGGGGAAGGGAAGAUGGUGAUAGAUAUGGUCUGCAUGAUACAGAGAGUCCUUACAAACUCAAGUUCACAGAACCUAAUUUUACAAGUCAACCAGCUGGAGAUGGCUCAGUCCUCUCUCCCGCUGGGUUCAGAUCAGCUCUAAUCCACACCCAGCAGGUACCACCCCACACAGGACACUCCAAUAGUUCUGACAUUACAUUACUGUAUGGUGUCCUAGAUCAGUUGGGUCCUUUUAAUUCUCAGUCUUAUUUUUAAUCAGAACCAUGGCUUAGGACAAGUCAUCAGUACAACGGUGAAAAUUCAAUCUGCAGUAGACAGAGGUACAGGGGGUUUUGCUUUCUCUUUGGUGUGUAGGGGUUCUGCACUUAAGGCUCCUGGGAAGAGAAGGUAAGAUAAAUAAAUAAAUACCCUGUGGGUUGAUGGGUUAUGUACACCCCUGUGUCAGUGCACGCAACCAAACGUGUAGUCAAUGCUCUGAUAUGCUCAUAUACAAAAUAUUCAUCUGUGAAUAUUACUGGUUAUAUAAUCUUUGUUAUAUAAAAGGUUUAGGCUGUACAGACUGGGGAGUAAAAUGCAGAUACCCCAUAUAACCAGAAUCAGGUUGCGUUACUGAGCAUAACAAUACUGUCCCCUACCAGCAUUUAGGUGGAGUGACUGUAUGUUACUGCCUUGCAUUUUUCACAUAAGCAAAAAAUCUAAAAGUAAAGGAUGCACUAAUAAUUCCCAUCCCCCAAAAUGCAUUUCAAUGGUGCUGCAUACAAAAUUCCUGCUUGCCAGCUUCCAUGCGGAUUUUUGUAUGGUGCACUGAGAGGUGUUCUUUUUUUAACAAAUAAAAAAGGGGAGGGCUGGUACAUGAAAACAAUGUUAAUGUAAUUAAAUAUAUAUACUUCAGAAGAACAGCAUAGUAAGCAGUACAGUAAAAUAAAUGUCGCAUUAUUUGUUACACCUUGUAAUUUGUCUGUAUUAUGAAAGAUGUAAUGGUUUGUCAGCUGUAACUGUUGUUUUCUUGUAACAUCAUAUUGAAUAAAGUGUAGCAGAAUCUCUU
This is a messenger RNA of Corvus hawaiiensis (hawaiian crow), 6164 nucleotides long. RefSeq names its product cyclin dependent kinase 14 (gene CDK14). Gene Ontology annotation, molecular function: cyclin binding; ATP binding; cyclin-dependent protein serine/threonine kinase activity. Gene Ontology annotation, cellular component: nucleus; cytoplasm; cytosol. NCBI's taxonomy places the organism in Eukaryota, Metazoa, Chordata, Aves, Passeriformes, Corvidae. The record is from RefSeq and is a predicted model, not a curated record. The transcript has 16 exons. Bases 368 to 1885 code for a protein of 505 amino acids. Gene Ontology annotation, biological process: protein phosphorylation.